AUGGUGCUGCACGACAGCAGCUCGAGCUCGCUCUCGAGCGCCGCGAUGAACACGCGCAGCUUCCGCCACAGCAGCAGCAGUCGCAGCCGCCACCGCAACAACAACAACAGCAGCAACGUCCACAGCAGUAGCAACAACGACAUCAGCCACGGCCGCAGUCGGAGCAACAACAACAGCAGCAGCAGUCAUAGCAACCUCCAAGUGGACGACCCGAGCUCCUUUGGCUCCAUGCUGGACCAGCUGCACGCCGAGCAGAAAGGGACGAUCGAAGCGUUGACGUGUCAAGUGGAAUUCUACCGUCAAAGGGAAGAGCGCGCGCGUCAGGAGCUCGUCACGUUGCGCGACUGUCUGCCGCUGGCCAAUGACGACGAAGGCGCCGUCGCGUCUGUCGCGAAACUGGCCAGUGAGAACCGCGCGCUGGGUGACGAGCUGGACGCGUUGAGAGCCGAGAAGGGAAGCAGUGACCGGGGCUUGGCGCGGCUCGGGCGGCAGAAGAAGGAGCUGGAGCGGCAGCUCCGAGACGCGAAACAUACGCUCGUGGGGUUCUCGCAGGCGAUCGAACAGCUAGAGAUUAAGAUGCAACGCAAAGAAGCAGAAGUCCAGACGCGGUGUCUGGAGCUCGAGCAAAGGGUGGGCGACUUGAAGCACGAGUGCGGACAGCUGCGACAGGAUAAGACAACUAUGCGACAGCAGCUCGAGAACCUUCAGACCGCGAGUGACGAGAACGCAAGACUGCGCGGGGAGCUGCAGCUGCUGGUGCAGCAGAGUGCAGGCCGCCAUUGGAAUCAACACGUCAGCAGCAGCUCACGCUUUUCGUCCGAGCUCAAUAGCAUUCGGGAGAAGUUUAGUAGUUUGGAUGAUGAGAAGCGGAGACUGGAAGCCGAGAUCCAGGAGCUACAGCGAAAGUUGGAUGCACGUGCUGUUGAAGUGUCAACGGCUCAACUGGAAGUUGAACGUAAGAACUGCGAGCUCAAGGAACUGCAGCUGAAACUAGACAACGCAAGCAAUUUGUUAUCUCUUCGAGAACAGCUGCUUGAAUCGGACGAUAGCUCAAAGAAAGAGAUUGAGGCACAGCGACAGGAACUACUGAUGCUAGUGUCCACGCUGCAGUGUGAGAAAAGUGAUUUGCAACGUGAGGUUUCAAGCUUGCGCAGAGACCAAGAGACUGUCAAAGCCGAGUUGCAGACCGCUAAAUCACGUCUGGCCACGAAAGACCAUACCGUAGUUGUAUCGACACUGCGUAGUGAGGUUGCUUCAUUGAAGGAACGGCUCCGUAAUGAGUUCAUGCACGAGAAGGAUAGCCUAAAAUCUGACGCACAGUCCUUAACGCAGGAGAUCAGGCUGCUGAGGGGGCGCUUGGCAGAGAAAGACGUUGCUGCUCGUAACCUGAAGGACGAAAUCUUUCGCAAGGAUGAGAAGCAGAAGCAGACGGAAUACGACAUGCGGCAGUUGCGAGAGCAGAUCACCCGACUGGAAUGUGAACUGAGUCAGUCUCGAACCAAGUACGAGCAACUUCAGCAGUGCCGGACGUCGCUGGCAGAGCAGCUUGAUGUCGGGUUCAAGGAGUUGCUGAACGACGAAGAUAGUGCAGCGUCAGCGCGCGAAGAAGUUGAGAAGCUGCGCAGCGACGUGAGUCGAAUGAAAAAGAGUAUUCAGGCAUUAGAAACGGAACGGCAGACACUGACCGAGAAGCUGGAGCACGCUGACCGUUCGAACCAGGAGGCAGCGACGCGCCAAAGUGAGAAGAUUGACGAGUUGUACCGCCAGCUUUUGGAGAAAGAGGAGGUUAUCACGUCGUUGGAGAGUACUCAGCGUCAUGUGGCCCUAUUACAACAAGAGAAAGAGUCGUGGGAGGGAGAUGUGACUGACAUUCGCUUGCGCUGUGAGAGCCGAGUGGAAACGGAAGUUCGAAAGGCCGACGGUUUUCGCGCUCGAAUCGAGCAGCUAGAAAAGGACAAACUGUCUUUGAAACAGGAGAUUGAUACGCUUGAAGAUACGUGCGCAAAUUGGAAGGAGCGCGCUCAUGUAGCCGAGCGAUCUCUUCGCCAGAAAGUCGAGGAACUUGGCGAGCUUAAGCAGGACCUCGCGCGCCUCGAGAGUGAGAUAAUUGACGCUACCACGCGCGUUGACAAAGGAAAAGAGGAGAUUACAACUCGCGAGCGGAAACUGCUGAAGGAGCGAAAGAAGAUGGAGCGUGAGAUGGGGUUGCUCGUGCACCGUAUUGAGAGUGCAGAUCAACGGAAUUUCGAGCUAGGUGAGAAGGUGAUUGCGUUUGCGCAGCAGUCCAAGGUGGAUCAAACGGAUUUGGUGGCGUUGAGUUCCCAAGUGAAGAGCUACAGGAAGCAAGUCAAAGGGUUGGAAACUCAACUGGGACAGAUUCACCGUCGCAACGGGAUGGAAUCCGACACAAUCAGUGAUCUUCAGCGAAAGUUGAGUGAUCUGAUGUGUUUGAAGGAAAGCUAUCAGGUCGAGAUCAACAAUCUUCGGCAGAAGCUGGGUCAAGUGCAAAGUGACAAUAGUGCGGCUGUCCAACAGCGUGACGAAGCUGUAAAGCGAGUUUGCCUACUGAUGCAGUGCCGAGACAAGAUGAAGGCGACAGCAGAAGAUCACACGACGGAGCUGAUUGAGGAAAUCGAAGCGCUGCAGCAUCAGAUGGACAGUGAGCGCAAACGCUGUGCUGUGCUGCUGGCUAAUGAAAAGACAUUGUUGCGCGAUCUCCAAGAGCGGAACACUGCCAUUGCGAAGCUGCAGCGCACCAUAUCAGUGCUGCAGCAUCGAUCUCGCGACAAAUUUGACAGCGAUCAAUCCAGCAGCUCGAGUUCCAGUCGUAGACGGCGCUCUCGAGGUAGUAGCGGCGUUGGCACCCCGGUGGGCAGCAGCAACGAGUCCACGGUUCCUACAAAUACGACAAGUUCGCUGUCCCCGAAUGUUUACCGCCAUGACCUUCCCCAGCAGCAACAACAACAACUGCAACAAGCUCAGGAUCCGCUCGUGUCAAGUGCUGUAGCAAGCAGCGGGUCGAACGGGACGCCGGAAAAAGAGAUGGAGCAUCUAUUGAGCAACCUCGAGCGCAUCUCGGACUUUUCGACAGAGAUGCAGCAGCAGCAGCAGCUUGAUUGA
Molecule: messenger RNA, 3120 nt
Organism: Peronospora matthiolae
Lineage: Eukaryota; Oomycota; Peronosporomycetes; Peronosporales; Peronosporaceae
Source: the annotation of a GenBank genome assembly